This is a messenger RNA of Fusarium venenatum, 459 nucleotides long. RefSeq lists its product as uncharacterized. NCBI's taxonomy places the organism in Eukaryota, Fungi, Ascomycota, Sordariomycetes, Hypocreales, Nectriaceae. The record is from RefSeq and is a predicted model, not a curated record.
AUGCAACAACAGGAGAGACUACGUCUUCUCAGCUCCGAACAAAUCCCGCUGCAGGGCCUUUACCCUCCCAGCGGUAGCAAUGAAAAUGAAAACGUGGGUGUCCAGGAGCUCAACAACGACACCAACUACACGGCCCCCCUCAACGUCUACCAAUAUAUCGUGCUUCACGGUGAGGAUGAGAAUUCUUCCGAUACCAUCUGGAUCAAGGGCGAUGACGGCUGCCCUGCUGCCACCAAAGACCAAAAGUCGUACUUCCAGAGUACUCAGUUCAAGGAUACGUUUGCUGCCACCAGACAGUUCUACGGUGACCUCGACCCUCUCAUGAUGGACAUCUAUGACUACAAGCUUGAGAACAUGACCUAUCAGAAUGCCUAUGAUAUUUUCGACCUCAUUAACGUCGCCUCCAUCCAGGUGGGUAGCAGAAAGGUUGGUCUCCUAAGUCUUAGGUUACUAAAAUAA